Fusarium poae is the source of this 1281-nucleotide messenger RNA. RefSeq lists its product as uncharacterized. The coding region runs from base 1 to 1281 and encodes 426 amino acids. The transcript is spliced from 3 exons. The record is from RefSeq and is a predicted model, not a curated record. Lineage: Eukaryota; Fungi; Ascomycota; Sordariomycetes; Hypocreales; Nectriaceae.
AUGGGGGACACCGAAAACGAUACUGAUAUCGACGGGGUGAGGCACCGCGAUCGAAACUAUUGUAUCCGAGCAUUGGCUGCUGUCUUUCCAAACAUUUGCCUACAGUACCUUGAAACGGUCGCCGUACGCUUUCAUUUCAGUCCCGAUGACGCAAUCGGCUACAUCCUCGAUCAUCCAGAAUCAGAACAACCUAAACAGACAGUCGGAAAGAGGAAGCGCGAUAAUAAUGAACAGGAUGACCUGGAAGAGAGAUUGCGCAAGGACAGGCGCCUGUACACUUCCGACGAUCGCAAGCAACCCUCAGAAAAUGGACCCAAAGCGAGAACAAUGAUUGCUGGUGACUUUCCCACGGUCCCUAUGAAGGUUGUCAGAGAGUUUCUCUCAGAAAAUAAACAUAGUCUUUAUUCUGCAUAUCUUGCCCUUGACAAGACUAUCAAACAAACAGAUAAGCCUUUAUCAUCUUGGAAACAAAAAACGAAGGUCUCAUCUCUAGCACCAGAAUACGACGAAAAGAACUUCGUGGAUACCAUCAGAUCCACGGAUCACCAGCAAGACAUGGAGCUAAUGGAGGAACUCAAGGCUGCUAGACUUGCUGUACGACAGGCAAAUUUGAAGAGACAGAGGGAAACCGAAGCCCUUGAGGCAGAGAAGCGAAACUUUGACGAGGCACAAGCCAAAGGCGAAACAAAGGAUUGCGAGUGUUGUUUUGACGAAACUCCAUGCAAUCGGCUCGUUCAUUGCGAUGGCGAGAAUACUCACAACUUUUGCAUUCCAUGCGCUCGCCGGAACGCCGAGACCCAAGUUGGUCUCUCAAAUUACAAACUGAAGUGUUUGUCCAUUGAAGGCUGCCCGGCUGGCUUUUCUUUCAAAGAACGGAAGAAGUUCUUGGUCGACUCACUGGCUUCUGUUCUCGACAGAAUUGAGCAGGACGAGAACCUUCGACAGGCCGGGUUGCCCAAUCUUGCCAGGUGCCCCUUCUGUUCGUAUGCAGAAGAGUACCCGUCGGUGACCGAAGACAAAGAGUUCCGUUGCCGAAGGCCCGACUGCAUGAUCACAAGUUGUCGUCUUUGUAACUUGGAAACUCAUAUUCCCAAGACUUGCGAAGAGGUGGCUGGAGCAAAGCUUGACCUCAGGCGACAGGUGGAAGAGGCCAUGUCGGAAGCUCUUAUCCGCAAGUGCAACAAGUGUACGCCUCCAAAUGACAACUUCGAUUGCAAUGGUUUUCUGUGGCUAAUUUCUUUCGACAGGCAAUGCACCUUUUGUCAAAGAAUCUGGCUGUAA